AUGGUGUCUGAAGCAAGCAAGAAAAAGGCCGCCCAGAAGAAGGCCGCCGCCGACGCUAAGAGAGGAGGCAAGGUAGCUGUCGCUGCUGCUUCAUCCAAAACCGCUUCGGAGAAAGCGGUUGACAGUGUUGCCAACGGAAUUGGGGAUAUUCAGAUAUCUGAUCGGACAUGCACCGGCGUCCUCUGUUCUCAUCCCCUUUCCAGAGAUAUUCGGAUAGAAUCUCUAUCAGUUACUUUCCACGGACAUGAUCUUAUAGUUGAUUCUGAAUUGGAGCUAAACUAUGGAAGACGUUAUGGUUUGCUUGGAUUAAAUGGUUGUGGAAAAUCUACCCUACUCACAGCUAUAGGGUUACGUGAACUUCCUAUUCCUGAGCACAUGGAUAUUUAUCACCUUAGCCGGGAAAUUGAAGCAUCUGACAUGUCUGCAUUGGAGGCUGUCAUUAGCUGUGAUGAGGAAAGGUUGAGAUUGGAGAAAGAAGCUGAAGUCCUGGGCGCACAAGAUGAUGGCGGUGGUGAAGCACUUGAGCGAGUUUAUGAACGACUGGAAGCUAUGGAUGCAUCUGUUAAUUAG
Messenger RNA from Lathyrus sativus (Indian pea), 570 nucleotides. NCBI's taxonomy places the organism in Eukaryota, Viridiplantae, Streptophyta, Magnoliopsida, Fabales, Fabaceae. The record is from the annotation of a GenBank genome assembly.